Molecule: messenger RNA, 1323 nt
Organism: Dioscorea cayenensis subsp. rotundata (Guinea yam)
Lineage: Eukaryota; Viridiplantae; Streptophyta; Magnoliopsida; Dioscoreales; Dioscoreaceae
Product: malonyl-CoA:anthocyanidin 5-O-glucoside-6''-O-malonyltransferase-like
Exons: 6
Coding region: 1-1263 (420 amino acids)
Source: RefSeq, a predicted model, not a curated record
AUGGAGAUCGAGCUUGAGAACUUUUCAUUUCGUAUCCACAACGUAUCAUACAUCACCAUUUCCCCUUCACCGGCACUGGGAAAGGAUGCCCUCCUCCUCCUCCCCCUCUCCUUCUUCGACGCCAUAUGGAUCUCUGUACCACCCAUCCAACGCCUCCUCCUCUUCCCCGGUGCCACCCCUGACCUCCAUUCCCUCAAAUCCUCCCUCUCCACCUCCCUCCGCUGCUUCUAUUCACUAGCCGGUAAGCUCACCUACCUCCCGGCCACCGGCGACAUCGCCGUGGCUUGUUCCCCAGAUGAUCACAUUGUUAAAUAUUGGCUUGAUAUCCUUUUCCGCGCUUCCUCACACGCAACACACAUCACCUUCAUCGAGGCCAACUCGGACGGUGACUUCAUCCGUCUCGCUUCCGAUGAGAUCCACGACGUCGACUCGUUUCUAUGGCUCGUGCCGGAGCUAGACACUAGAGUUUUACCAGCGCCGGUCAUGGCCGUUCAGGUGACGAAGUUUGAGAGCGGCGGCUUCGCUGUUGGAGUUGCGGUGCAUCACGCGGUGGUGGAUGGCCGGGGCUUGUGGCAGUUCAUCAAGGCCUGGGCCACGGCUUGCCGCGAGGCUGAGGAAUCGAUUUCAGAGGUUUCAACGAUGGUUCACGAUCGAACCGUGAUCCGGCACCAUCCGCGCGGUGAUGAGAUCGCCCGCCAAUUCUUGAAGAUGAUGGCGCCAGACCUUCCCAUUCUCCCGAGCAGAAAAUGCAAAGGCUGGAAGAGUCUUCUCAUACAGUCAAGAGGAGUCUGGAGUUUCUUGAGUCCAGGAGGGAAGAGAUCAGCAGCCCCUAAUGUUCUUGGGUUACUUCCAGGGGUGUUCUUUUCCCUUAUGAGUUGUUCCUUCUUUUGGUUCCUUCCACUUCUAGUGGACUUUGUUUUUGCUUGUGUGUUGCUUGGACUUUGUUCGGCAUUUUUUGCCGUCAUAUUACUUGCUUAUAGUCUUCUUGCCAAGGUCAUGGAACUGGUUGAAAAUGCUGGACUUUCAAAGGCUUGUUCAAGGAUCAAAGAACAAAUAGAUGAGAGUUUUAAGGACGUUUUGGGAUGGUGUGAAGAUUGGGGUGCCCGAGUAGGACGGUCCUGGACGGAGAUAGUUUCUAUGAACCAUGAAGGUCAAGUUGUGCUCGUCGGAGGGAGAAAGCAAGGAGAGAUUCAGAUGUCAGUGUGCCUCUCUUCUCAUAUGGAGAAAUUCACCAUAGAGUUUUCAAGAGAACUCUGUGUUUGAUUUGCUUUUAUUAUUAUUUUUUAACUGUUGUUUUUAUGUUGUUUUUGAGAUUGUCGUAUC